Messenger RNA from Serpula lacrymans var. lacrymans S7.9, 993 nucleotides. RefSeq lists its product as uncharacterized. The transcript has a single exon. The record is from RefSeq and is a predicted model, not a curated record. NCBI's taxonomy places the organism in Eukaryota, Fungi, Basidiomycota, Agaricomycetes, Boletales, Serpulaceae. Bases 305 to 715 code for a protein of 136 amino acids.
CAGCGCAGACGAUGCUGAACUCGAAAAUGAUAGCUUCUUGCGCGAUGAGACCCACGAACGUGAGCCUUCAGACGGUGAAAUCAUCCGUUCGUACUCGAAUGAUCAAGCUCCAAGCGUUCCACCAGUACGCAUCAGAGUAAAACCACCCUCGCGUCCUCGAAGCUACUACGAUAUUCUGGAAGAUUUUCAUGGGCGUGAGCGGAGUAUUGCCCAAAGUUUGAGUCGGGAACAAAGCAUAGGGCAGGAACAGAGUUUGACUUCAAGUGUUGUACCGAGUCCGAGCGUGUCGCAUUUCACACACUCGAUGGCCGAAGUAAAGCAGGACGCCAUGUCAGGGUCAGCACCUCUACCUCUGAACGGCAUGCAUGAAUUGCCGUUUGCGGGGCCCGCAAGCGGAUCGUCUACACCUGGGGGUAAGGGCAAUACACCGCGCAGAAACGAAGACACGGCUCGUCGGCAUAAAAGAUUUUCUCUUCCUGCAGUCGCCCUCCAGACGACGCCAGUCACGGCUCGGGCUAAUGCCACCGGGAAAGGGCUUGCGAAAAGGUUCUCUUUGGUCCUCGGGUCUGGGGCCACAGAGGGUGAACAAGAACAUGUGCCUAGCCAUGGACAGAAGGAAGUGAAGCAGGGAAAGGUGGUGGAACGUGGUGUGGCGGCGACAGCUCUGUAUGAACUAUUGAGGGGGAGAAGAAAGGGGAAAGUGGUGGCUGGCUAGGAGUGUUUUUAUGGUGAUAUCGCGGACCGUUACUGUAGCUUCUCUGGACCAUAUCUGUAUUUGAGGGGUCCAAGUUGGAGGGGUGGCUGUAUUUCCUUUACUGUUACUGUCAUUCUAUCUCCGAAAUGGUAUAAAACCUGCAUUUUCUGGCAAGUAUAUCCAUGUGCUCUCAUUGUUAUUCUGAAUGUGGGUUAUUUUCAUAGAUUUACAUUUACUCAGAAUUUGUUGUCGAGGAGCUCACCUGAAACUUUGAAUCUGUAGACAACCCUAGAUUGGUG